Molecule: messenger RNA, 3161 nt
Organism: Pseudomyrmex gracilis
Lineage: Eukaryota; Metazoa; Arthropoda; Insecta; Hymenoptera; Formicidae
Gene: sax
Product: activin receptor type-1-like
Exons: 7
Coding region: 20-1777 (585 amino acids)
Biological process (GO): protein phosphorylation; cellular response to growth factor stimulus; dorsal/ventral pattern formation
Cellular component (GO): plasma membrane; BMP receptor complex
Molecular function (GO): SMAD binding; ATP binding; transforming growth factor beta receptor activity, type I
Source: RefSeq, a predicted model, not a curated record
CGCGCAGUCCAGUGUUUUCAUGCGCACAGAAAUGGCGGAUGCUAUAUUUGUCACGUAUUUCGCACUCUUGUUGACAUUUAAAUUAUGCUCAGGAGACAUUGCGUUACAAGAGCAGGAUGUUUCUCUUGACAAUGAGGGAUCGGAGCUACCCAGGCCGUUGGAUAACGGCCUUAGCGGCAACGCGAGCAGCCAAAAACGUUUCAAGUGCCAUACGUGCGAGGAUGCGGAAUGUUCCUCAUCGCCCAGCAUCUGCGAAGACGCGAUCACUUGCUGGAACGCAAUUGUGAGGAAUGCUGAUGGCACGGAACGUGUUAGCCGUGGCUGUUACAAAACUGAGGAUCACAAGUUGUUUUUGUGCAAUAAAGAACAUGCCGAGAGCCGCGAGAAGAGACACGUCAGAGUAUUGGCGAAUGGUGUUCAAUACUCUGUUGAAUGUUGUCAAGCGGAUUUUUGCAACGUCGGACCUUAUCCCGCGUUGCAAGAUUAUUCGACAAAUGUAGACAGAGGAAAUUACGUGCUGAAGUUAACAUUCGCGAUCCUCGGACCGUUGGUUGGAUUACUGGUCGCUGGGGUAGUACUGUUUUGUUUAUUAACGCAUCGGACACGGAGAAAACGGCCGAUAGUGUCGCGUCGGAACAAACUUAUUUCAGAUUCCGAGAUCGAGCCUUCCAUGUUACACUUCUCGUUUUCUUCGCCCACGUCGUCCACCACUUGUCAUCCGCACGAGCUUAGGGCAACGGCUGCGGGCGACAGCACGCUCAAAGAAUAUCUCGGAGGCCGAAGCUUAACCAGCGGCUCCGGCUCUGGUUUGCCGUUGCUAGUACAAAGAACUUUGGCCAAGCAAGUGGCUUUAGUAGAGUGUCUCGGUAACGGUAGCAGCGGUGGUUUCGGCGGAGAGGUGUGGAGAGGAGUUUGGCACGGCGAGAAUGUGGCUGUGAAAAUUUACUUUUCCCGGGACGAGGCCGCGUGGACGCGAGAGACGGAAGUUUAUUCCAAGCUGUUGCCGUCCAGACACGACAACAUUCUGGGAUACAUCGGAAGCGACAUGACCAGCAGAGCUAGCUGCACCCAACUGUGGCUGGUGACGCAGUAUCAUCCGCUCGGUUCGCUCUUCGACCAUCUGAACCGAUCGCCACAUCCGCUGACUCCUCAUCAGACCCUCAACAUCUGUCUGAGCAUCGCGAACGGCUUGCUCUAUCUGCACACGGAGAUUCACGGUACUAAAGGGAAACCGGCAAUGGCGCAUCGCAAUUUGAAAUCGAAAAAUAUCCUGGUGAAGAACAACGGGGGUUGCGUGAUCGCCGAUUUCUCGCUGGCAGCAACGCAAGAGUGUCUCGCGACAGGCAGAAUCGACCUGCGGCAAGGAACGAAGCGUUACAUGAGUCCCGAGAUUCUCGAUCAAACAAUAAACGCCGAGUGUUUGGAGAACUUUCGGCAAGCUGAUAUCUACAGUUUGGGACUGAUACUGUGGGAAGUCUGUCGUAGAUGCGUGAGUAACGGCGUAGCCCUGGAGUACGCAAUGCCGUACAGCGAAUGGUUGCCAAGUAGCAAUCAGGAGCCCUCCAUAGAAGAAAUGCGUAAAUUAGUCUCGCUUGAUCAACGAAGGCCUCCGCUUCCAAAUAGGUGGCAUUCUGAUCCGACACUAGCCGGAAUGGGAAAGCUGAUGCGGGAGUGUUGGCACGGGAAACCAGCGGCCCGGUUACCCAUACUCAGGGUAAAAAAAACACUCGUGAAAUUAGCGGCUAGUGAUUCUCGUGUUCAUUUACCUCUCGACUGACCAGCAUUCAUUUUGCUCGACUCUCUCUCAUCUGUGUAUUUAUUACUGUUGCCGCACCGAACUAUCACGCACAUUAUAAGUUCGAUCAUCCUCAUCGAUCACAUUUCUACUUUAUCGAGCCGUUAUAUCAAGAGGAUAAGAAAAUAUCGUAUAUUGACAUAUCGAAUUGACGAUGUUAAUGAGUUUGUUAAUGUUUGGCUAAUUGUGAAUUUUGUUAUCUUCUGUUCUACUCUGUUGUCAUUCUGAGGUAACGAUAGUAUUAAGUACGACGCAACGUAGCGCCGAUCAAGCUGAAUCAUUGAGUAUAGAAAUAUUGUUCAAAGGUAAAUGAUUGCUCGCCAGGGCGCAACGAAGCUGUUUGAGGAAGAAAGAUUUCUUCCUCACUGCACGGCCUUGUCACACCCGGUUGUAGAUGAUCAUUUAUCGAAUUAGAUAAUGUAGGAAUUAUUGUUUUUAUUUUCUUUUUUUUUUUUUUAACGCGAAUGACGACAAGGAGACUUCCUUAAUUAUUAAUCACUGAUUAAGUUUAAUGUUACUUUAAACCGUCGAGAUUUGAGUGAACAUAUGCCACAUGUACAUAAUAACCGUUGCGCCCGAUUCAUAAUGAAAACCCAGAAACAACAUUUUUAUGUUGUUGAGACAAUGCUGUAUUCUUGAAAAGAGAGUUUUCAAAGAUUCUCCCAGCCGAUUUCCGCACGAUUAAUCUUGAUCUUUCUCAUCAGUAGUAAUUUAUCUGUUUUUUCUUUUUUUUUUCCUUUUUUUUUUUUGUACUAAAUUUAUUCGCAACGGCUUCCUUGGAAGUUUAAGACAUCGAGAUUUUGUUUUAUUAAAAAAAUUGAAAUUUUUAAACUAGCUUAAAUCCAGUUUUAAAAAACUAGUUUGAAAGUUGAGAAUUAGGCCCGAUCAGAGCCGAAAGAUCGCUGUUAUUAGUGUGUUAAAAAUGGUUAACGGAAACUGAUUUAUCAACAGUUCAAUCAAAUAAUCAAAAAACAAAAAAAAAAAAAAAAGAUGUUUGUAAAUAGUAUAUGUAUAUUAAUAAUUAUUGUAAUUGUAAUUGGUAUCACAGGCCUUUUUCAUAGCGAAAUCACAAUAUCUCCUACUGAUAAGUUACACAAAUAAAACAUAAACAAAAAAUGUAUCAUAUGAAAAUAAGUCACACUCACAUAUUGAAACCUCUUCAAUUGGAACAAGUUCAGGAAUAGUUUUUCACUCGGUAAGCGUGCGUGUUACGUCAAACAUAAAUAAAAAUUAAAAAACAUUAAAAAAAAAAAAAAAAAAAGACCGAAAGUUCACACACAAUAGGAGCAAUGUAAUAUAAAUCAGAUAUAACCAUUGUACAAAAGAGAGUUUUUUAUACGUAACAAAUAUACAAAUUUUAACUUAA